Paramacrobiotus metropolitanus is the source of this 866-nucleotide messenger RNA. RefSeq lists its product as uncharacterized. The transcript is spliced from 2 exons. Lineage: Eukaryota; Metazoa; Tardigrada; Eutardigrada; Parachela; Macrobiotidae. Gene Ontology annotation, molecular function: G protein-coupled receptor activity. Bases 7 to 696 code for a protein of 229 amino acids. The record is from RefSeq and is a predicted model, not a curated record. Gene Ontology annotation, biological process: G protein-coupled receptor signaling pathway. Gene Ontology annotation, cellular component: membrane.
UGCAAUAUGCGCAUGUAUCUCGGGAAUGUCAUUGCGCAAUGGCAGUACUUCAUCCAUACCGCCAUCGCUCUAAGCCGCUUUUGUGCGUUGAUAUUCCCGGUGCAGUAUCGGCAGCGACACAACACCCGCGUGGCCAUUGUGGCAUGCAGUCUGUGUGGAAUACUGGCCCAUUUGGGUAGUGGACCGUUCGUCGUUGUCGAUUGGGUGCUGUACAGGCGGCCGGAAACGAUAUUCGGCUGCUUUCCGAUCUUCGGUGCAGUAAAUGCGGUUGCGUGGUCGUAUUCGUUUUCAGUAAUAUCCUUCAUUGCUAUCUCGGUUGUGUUGGCGCUGUAUCCGGUUGUUUUUUACAUACGUCGGAAACGUCAGCAAAUUCUGCGGCAAAUUCGCCCUCCCAACCCCCAAAAUGCAGGUGUCCAAGAGUCAUCGCUUCCUGCCUCGUCGGGGCCAUCAAAUAAUCAACAGGCUAAGCCGGAAAGCAACGCUUUUUUACUGCUGACUAUACUGACCGUCAGUGUGUUUAUUUCCUGGGCACCUACCGUUAUUUUCUUCCCGUUGCUUACUAUAUAUCCACCCAAUCUGACUGUUAGAUUCUGGAUUUACACCAUAAAUGACUUGCAGCCCAUAGUCGAUCCGGUAAUCUUCACUUUGACUCUACCCGAUCUUCGUCAGUUAAUCUUCAGGCGGACUCAAGCUUGACACUUGAAUUACUUGAACUUGAACGACGUUGGUUAACGCUGGCGCUGAUCAAAUUUGUCUGGUUUAUCCUGCGUUGGUGACCAACUACCGCUCAGAAAAAAAAAGCAGCCAGCUACAGUGCCACAGGGAGCCGAAAUUCAACGGAUGCUCACGGCAUUUACCAGGUUUAA